AUCCUAACAUGGACCAUGCUUGCUGGGAGAGACCAGAAGACAUGGAUACACCAAGAAGUGUGUUUAAAGUCGAUAAGAACAAUCCUGGUUCUGAUAUAGCCGGUGAAACCGCUGCUGCUCUAGCCGCUGCAUCGAUUGUUUUCCGGAAAUGUGACCCUUCUUACUCCAGUCUCCUCCUCCAUCGAGCCAUUAAGGUUUUUGGAUUUGCGGACAAAUACAGAGGACCCUACAGUGCAGGUCUGGCACCAGAAGUUUGUCCAUUCUACUGUUCUUACUCUGGAUAUCAG
Molecule: messenger RNA, 287 nt
Organism: Camelina sativa (false flax)
Lineage: Eukaryota; Viridiplantae; Streptophyta; Magnoliopsida; Brassicales; Brassicaceae
Source: RefSeq, a predicted model, not a curated record